AUGGUGAAGGUGAUGCGGUCCUUACACGAUGCCAUUGGAUUCAUUCACAAGGUCCGAGAUGCUUUCGGGAAUGAAUCGCUGGAGCUGCACUUGUUCUAUGAAGCGCUCCACGAGUUCAGCUCAUCCUGUGACUACUCCGUGUUCGUCGACAAGGUCACCAUGCUGUUAGGUGGCCGCCCAGACCUCCUCCUCUCGCUUAACUUCUUCAUGCCUGAUGAAUGCAAGAUCGAAGUCCGUGGCGACGACGAUCCACACCACGAUAAAGCCAUGGCCAAACUCAUGUUUCAAAGCACAGUGGAUUUCGUCAAUAGGGCCAGGAUACAACUCACGCUUCAUCCCGGGGUUUAUGAGUUGUUUGUCGAGAUCGUAAGCACCCACAGGGGCAAUCUGCUGGAAACUUACAGCAAGGUCUCUAAGCUGUUGAAGGAUUUUCCGGAAUUGCUCCUCGACUGCAGCAGCUUCUUUCCAAAAUCUGUGAUCAAGAGAGCGACGGAGCCCGAGACUAGGUACCUUCCCAGCUACAGGCUUCUUCCGGAGACCAAGGCCAAGUCAAGCUGUCCGAGAUCAAGCCUUGCCGCUCAGGUCCUGAACCAUCAGCUUGUGUUGAAAAGCAGCUUUCCUACGUCUAGUUCCAGUGGGAAUCAGCACGAUGACGAGCUGUUCUUCUGCGAGGAUUAUCGCUACGAGCUGGACAUGCUGAUCGAGACGACAAGGUCGGCCAUCACCCGCAUAAAGAGUUUCCUCGAACAAGACCUGAGGUGCAUCGAGCAGAUAUACGGUGAGCGCGGCCUUGAAAUGGCGGACGAAGUGCAAAAGAAGCCGACAAAGGCGCUGCCUGUAGUAUUGAGACGGCUCGAGCAGAGGGUAGCUCAGUGGGUUGAGUAUCGGUUGGAGAUGAAUGAGUUGUGGAAGCAGUUUCGUCAGUCCCAGUAG
Messenger RNA from Punica granatum (pomegranate), 933 nucleotides. The record is from RefSeq and is a predicted model, not a curated record. Lineage: Eukaryota; Viridiplantae; Streptophyta; Magnoliopsida; Myrtales; Lythraceae.